UUUUAUUCUUUCUGAUUGCUUGACCCAAAAAGCAUCGAAGCUUCUCUCCCUCAUGGAGUCCAGAGCCUUUUCCCUCAAACCCUGCUCCUCCUCCUCCUCCUCCUCCAAAAUUCCCCAAGAGAUCGAAGAGGCCGAGGACGCUCGGAGCACCGGCAUUGAUCCGAGCCCCCUCUUCGUCAAGAAGAAGAAGAGGAAGCGAGGGAUAAUUGUUUCCAAACCCAAGCUAGGGCACAAAUUUGCUUCCUCUUCUUCCUCUAGCUCUUCGUGGCAGCAGUACAGUAGGGAACGUGUCAAGCAGUGGGACCACCGUGAUAAUGGUGCUCAGGAUCUCGGGCUGCCUCUUGGGAUGUCAUUUGCAGCUAUCGUUGCCCAGAUAUUGAGUAGAACUAAUGGAUCAAAAAAUCAGAUUCCCCUAGAUCGUCUUUCCCUGAUCUGCACAUCGGCAGUAAAAGAAUCGGUAGCAAAUGUAUAUGGAAACAGGUUUGACUGUUUCCUGAUGAACUUUGAGAAAUCAUUUACCAGCACGCUGGGAACGUUGCGGUUAAUUAAUGAAGCAUCUGUUGCUGUUGCUGGACGCAGAAAAAGAUCAUACCAAGUUCCACUUGACAAACAUGGAAAUAGAUUAGUUGAAGCGCCAUCUAUUGUUGGAGAAGGAAAUAAUAAUUGCAAUUCUUUCCUAGAUAGUAGCAGCUGUCAAGAUGCACAAGGUAACUGCGAAUCUCCUUGUGAUGUUGAGAAGUUUGAAGACAUUCCACAAAUAACCACCAUGACCAAUCAGAUUGUUCUUCAUGGACAAGUGAAUCAUGAGCUAGCCUGUGCUUCUCAUCGUUUUGGUCAUGCCAGCUUUAAUCAAUCUAUCUUGAAUACCUUUGAGAAAUCUGUUGUGGAGCAGACUCGCUCUAAUGACCUGAAGACAUAUGAGAUAGGUCUGAUUAGGAGAAAGAUACAAUUAAAAGAAUCACAGUUGGCUGUAAGCUCCCAUGCAAAUGUGCUAGAGAAGAUAAAGAUCUCUAUGGGUAUUUCAAAGGCUUCUUUCAAAGGAGAGAAACUUAGAAAUCAAAUGCUCGAUACUAGACAUGCAGAUUUGCUGAGGAGGUGUAUAGAUCUUAUGGUUGCUGGUUUAAUCAUCAUGUCCUGUUGUCUAGGUUAUGGGACAUAUAUCUAUUCAUACCAGCGUAUCACAGAGGUAACAUCAUCAUGCUCGGUCAUUCCCGAGGAGUCGAAGUCCUGGUGGGUUCCGAAGCAAAUGGCAUCAUUCAGUUCAGGCUGGCUUAUUUUGAGGUGCCAUGUUGUAGCUUUCACACGAAUGUUCUUUGGUUUGGCGAUGAUUGUGGUCAUUGCUUAUUCUGUUUUCCAGCGGUCAGCUAUGGCUACACCAACAACUAUGCCCGUCACCUUCAUUCUCCUGUUGGGAUUUAUCUGUGGCAUUGCUGGAAAAUUGUGUGUGGACACACUGGGUGGGAGUGGGUUACACUGGCUUUUGUACUGGGAGGCUUUCUGCUUGCUUCAUUUCUUUGCCAAUAUAUUCCCUUCGGUUUUGUAUCAGCUUCUUUAUGGUCCAAUUACCAUGUGUCAGACUAAGGCAGUGGGUAGGAUAGUACCGUAUUGGCUCAGGCGUAUUAUGUUCAAUUUGGUGCUCUCUGUUAUUUAUCCUGCAUUAUCUGGUUUGCUGCCAUUUGCAUCUCUAGGAGACUGGAAGGAGCAUUUCUUGCAGAGAAUAAAUCAUUUGAUUAUUGGUGUUGAGAGUCAAGAGUGAAAAAGAGAAGAUAUCAAUAAUUAUGUUUUUAAGCAGGAGGAACUGAUGCGUGUAAUAUACAAGCUAUAAGAAGUUAGUGCUUCCUUGCUGGUAGUGAUUUCCUAAUUUAUCAGGUGAUGAUGUAUUCCAGAGAUUAGCAUGACACUGAUGAAAAGCUGAGGAACGGAUGCAUGUAACAUUAUGAGCUACAAGAAUAUGGCAAUGGCUCCUGUUGUAUUUAUAGCUGCCAAUUUUAAGCGGCGACAAAAUAUCUUUGUGAAGUUUCUAAUUUAUAAUAUGCUGGUGUAUUUGAAAGUAAAGUCGAUAAAGCGGACAGGAACCUGUUGUGAGAUAUGCCUGAAGCUGGAUAUUUGUUAGUAGUUAGGGUUCUCGAGAGAGAUUAGCAGAUGUUAUUGUUUCUAAAACAAGAUUAAAAUUUGGAUAUAAUCUAUAUAUAUCUGUUUCCUGUGU
Asparagus officinalis (garden asparagus) is the source of this 2206-nucleotide messenger RNA. RefSeq names its product protein CPR-5. Gene Ontology annotation, biological process: trichome morphogenesis; leaf senescence; defense response. Lineage: Eukaryota; Viridiplantae; Streptophyta; Magnoliopsida; Asparagales; Asparagaceae. The record is from RefSeq and is a predicted model, not a curated record. Bases 53 to 1756 code for a protein of 567 amino acids. The transcript is spliced from 5 exons.